AUGGAUAAGACAACCUUUUUAUUGAUUUCACUGUUGUUAUCAUUGUUAUUGGUUUGUUGUCAGCUGUCUCAACAAUGUAAUGGUGCAACCAUUGAAAUUAGAGAUCAACAAUAUUUAUUUAAAGAUACGACCAUCACACUCUACAACAGUGAUGAAUUCAUAGUCUCCAACUCGACCGUCUACUUUGACAAUGUCACCUUUGUAUUUGGAUCAAAUGUAACAUUCUCCUUCUUUUCCGAUUGUCAUCUAUCCAGUGUAACACCAAUCCUCAUUGAACCCAAUCGAGUCAAUGCAACUUCACUUGACAUGAUUUCAACUUUAAAAUUAACAAAUAUAACACUGUCAAUGACAACGACAGGUAACUUUUAUGAUUUCAUAAUUGAUAUGAAAGAUGGAAAGAGUCAAUUAAUGUCAAACAAGGCGGUUGUAGUAUUUACCUAUGCAUCGCUGAUUGAUGGCGAUGAUAUUAUGCAAGGUGGAACAGUGGUGAUUGUGGCACCAGAGACUUCCGCUACGCUAUCGAGUAUUUCCAUCUUUCCACCUGGAUUCAACUCUAUUUUCUCACCCAUUCCAUCAUACUAUCUACCAACGAUUACCAUCACGGCCACUAUCAUCAAUCAACGAACAUUUACUUGUUUCUUUCCCAUCAAGAUUGAGCCAAGUUUGAUGAGAGGUAAUAGCGCCAGUUGCAGAUACUUCUUUUCCGAUAUUACAACGGCCUCUGAGAUGGGUCACAUCAACUUUACUCGAUGCAGUGCCAUCUUGUUCAAGGUCAAUACCCGAGGUGGGCGACUAUCGUUUCAGUAUAGUGCUUGGGAUCUUGGAUACAAUAUUAGUGCCGUGGCCAACACGACUGUACACUUUUUAGAGAAUGCUACCCUCGUAGCCAAUAUGAUUAGUAUCAACAACCCUCGGUCGCCAUUUGCAGACGGUAUCUUGACGUGCUCGCGACAAACGCUCUCUAUCCGUAUGUUUACCGAAGAUAUGUUGUUGGAGCCAAUGAUCUGGCUGCCAACAUGCGAGGUACCCCUAUUCCGUUGUUUCUCGGCUGGCAAUGACUGUAUCACCAUGGCCGAUUGCUACGGAGACUCUAUCUAUUGUAACAGUCAGGUCCCACCAUCCAACGAAGCCGAACUAUAUCCCAACAAUGCUGUCGCCGCCUCUCUUGGCACUCUCGACACUGAAAUCUACCAGCCUUUUAUUUGUUGGAAUGGAAAGUGUUCAACUGUCCCUGAAAAAUGCAUGCCAUUCCCUGCCUGUCCUAGAAACCAACCUGUCAGAUGCUCUGGUUUCUGUCUACCCGCCAACUCUACUUGUCCCUACUGCGCCAACCCAUGUCCAUUUGGAUGUCUCAAUUCAACACAGCUAUGCAACCAACCGUGGUUUGGAUGUGGUAUUGGCCAAUACCAAUGUCCCAACAAUCUUGCAUGUGUCUUGGACCCUGCCGACUGUGACACCUAUGGAAUGACAGAUGUUCCAAGUUCCAAUAGACUAUUGACAAGUACCACAGAUGUAUACACUGGAUUAAAAUCAGUGGCAGCAAUGUGGUUUGGUAUUGCAAGUGACGCAUUAAACUUUACGGCCAAAGGUCAAAUUGUAUUCACUGGUUCAGCACUUCCAGAAACUUCAAACUUUACAAGAGCCGCUCCCAUCGGUGAUUCAUAUGCUAGAUUAGCAACUGAUGAUAACUAUACAUUUUCAGAACCAAUAUCAAUCUUUUUAGAAAAUGAACAUGUUCAACAUUAUGGAUUGGAUGAUAUGUGUUUAGGAUUUAUAAAUUUAAAUUAUGAAUGGGAGUGUACUCCAUAUCCUUUGGAAUAUAGAUUUAACAAAUCAAUUAUCAUGGCUCAAACCAUUCAAUUUAGUAAUUUUGCUUUAUUGUUAAAAUACAACAAGGCUGGCAAUAGUUCAUCAACUGAUUCAUCCAAACAAGAAAUAUCAACAAAGACUAUGAUUAUUAUCGCCACAACAGUCUGUACGGGUGUAGUUAUACUAACAGCCUUGGGUGCUGUAGUCUUGAACGUUGGAUUGAAAAAACUUUCACCUUUUAGAAGAUACAAAGUUGAAAUUACAGAUGAAGAAAAAGAAAAAUAUCAAAAACAAAGAAUUUAG
Messenger RNA from Cavenderia fasciculata, 2112 nucleotides. RefSeq lists its product as uncharacterized. The record is from RefSeq and is a predicted model, not a curated record. The transcript has 5 exons. NCBI's taxonomy places the organism in Eukaryota, Evosea, Eumycetozoa, Acytosteliales, Cavenderiaceae. Bases 1 to 2112 code for a protein of 703 amino acids.